AUUCCGUGGGGAGACAUGGCUAGCUUAGCGCUGCUCCAGAGGCAGUUUGAUGUGGACAUUCUUAUCUCAGGACACACACACAAAUUUGAAGCAUUUGAUCAUGAGAAUAAAUUCCACAUCAACCCAGGGUCUGCCACCGGGGCCUAUAAUGCCUUGGAAACAAAUAUUAUUCCAUCAUUUGUGCUGAUUGACAUCCAGACUUCUACUGUGGUCACUUAUGUCUAUCAGCUAAUUGGAGAUGACAUCAAAGUAGAACGAAUUGUGUAUAAAAAGUCAUAAAGCCAGGCUGGUCUCCACCACUUAUUUUUUCCUCAUUUCAUUGUUCAAAUCAAAUAAUUAAACACUUAAGAGGCA
This is a messenger RNA of Mus pahari (shrew mouse), 354 nucleotides long. RefSeq names its product vacuolar protein sorting-associated protein 29-like. The coding region runs from base 16 to 279 and encodes 87 amino acids. Gene Ontology annotation, biological process: retrograde transport, endosome to Golgi; intracellular protein transport. The transcript has a single exon. Lineage: Eukaryota; Metazoa; Chordata; Mammalia; Rodentia; Muridae. The record is from RefSeq and is a predicted model, not a curated record. Gene Ontology annotation, cellular component: retromer complex; endosome.